AUGGAUGAUGACGUUGAUGUUAACGUGCUGACGAUACACGUUGAUGGUAACGUGUUUAUGAUACACGUUGAUGACAACAUUGGUGAUAAUGUUGAUGAUAACGGAUUGAUGAUACGUGUUGGCAAUAACAUCGAUACAAAUGAAGGUGAUGAUAAUGAAACAGAUACAUUGAUACUUGUUAAUGGAAAUGUUAGAUCAGAUGAAGAAAGAAAUCGGCAAG
Messenger RNA from Entrophospora candida, 220 nucleotides. The record is from the annotation of a GenBank genome assembly. NCBI's taxonomy places the organism in Eukaryota, Fungi, Glomeromycota, Glomeromycetes, Entrophosporales, Entrophosporaceae.